Messenger RNA from Nematolebias whitei (Rio pearlfish), 1181 nucleotides. RefSeq names its product methionine adenosyltransferase II, beta (gene mat2b). Gene Ontology annotation, cellular component: methionine adenosyltransferase complex. Gene Ontology annotation, molecular function: methionine adenosyltransferase regulator activity. Lineage: Eukaryota; Metazoa; Chordata; Actinopteri; Cyprinodontiformes; Rivulidae. Gene Ontology annotation, biological process: S-adenosylmethionine biosynthetic process. The record is from RefSeq and is a predicted model, not a curated record. The transcript has 7 exons. Bases 84 to 1061 code for a protein of 325 amino acids.
AGUUCCACCCACAGAAGAAGAAUCAGAGCUGUGCUGGGUUCUGCUGGGUUCUGCUGGGUUCUGUCAGCGGGUCACGGAGUCAGAUGCCUGGUUUCCAGUUCUCCGGUUCUCGGGAGGAGGUUCUGGUUCAGGGCCCACGGGUCCUUGUGACUGGGACAACAGGUCUUCUGGGUCGAGCCGUCUUCAGAGAGUUUCACAACAGUGGCUGGGUAGCGAUCGGGACUGGAUACCGGAGAGCCCGGCCUCGCUUCCUGCAGUGUGACUUAACUGAUGAGGAUGCCGUCAGAAGGCUGCUGCACGAGUACAAGCCUGAAGUGAUUGUCCACUGUGCAGCAGAAAGGCGUCCAGACUUUAUGGAACGUCACACUGAAGCAGCUGUCAAUCUGAACGUGCACGCCACAAGCACACUUGCUAAGGAGGCAGCUGUUUGUGGAGCCUCAUUCAUCUACAUCAGCACGGACUACGUGUUUGAUGGGCGGAACCCUCCAUAUGGAGAGAACGACUCUCCAAAUCCUCUCAACGUGUACGGACGAAGCAAACUGGAGGGAGAGAGAGAGACACUCAGACAUUGUCCAGGUGCUGUGAUCCUGCGUGUCCCUGUGCUGUUCGGGGAGGUCGAGUUUGUUACCGAGAGUGCUGUGACGGCUCUGUGGCUGAAGGUUCAAGAGGCGACGGAGGAGAGCUGUACGCUGGACCACUGCCAGCAGAGAUUCCCCACCGAUGCUCGAGACGUAGCGUCUGUGUGCAGGAAGCUCUGUGAGAGAGUGAGACAGGAUCCAUCUGUCAGAGGAAUCUUCCACUUCUCCGGUAAAGAGCAGAUGACCAAAUAUGAAAUGGCUGUUGCCAUGGCGCAAGCCUUCAAACUGCCAUCCCAUCACCUCAUCCCACUCACAGAGCAGCCCAUGGGCUCGGCUCCUCGACCAAUCAACAGCCAGCUGAACUGUUCUCGUCUGGAGAUGCUGAACCUCAGUGUGGAUCCACGAGCGUUUGCUGCUGCCAUCACCGACUGUCUGUGGCCGUUCACGGCAGACAAACGCUGGAGACAGACUGUUUUCCACUGAGAUGGGGAGACAGAGACACAGAGCUUUACUCUAAAGAAGAGGGUGUCUAUAGUUCUGCAUGCUCCAUGUUCUUUCUGCAGGUUCCUUCUCUGACCUUUAACCCUAACUUUAAUUCCAGCC